Messenger RNA from Microsporum canis CBS 113480, 1851 nucleotides. RefSeq lists its product as uncharacterized. The transcript has a single exon. NCBI's taxonomy places the organism in Eukaryota, Fungi, Ascomycota, Eurotiomycetes, Onygenales, Arthrodermataceae. The record is from RefSeq and is a predicted model, not a curated record. Bases 1 to 1851 code for a protein of 616 amino acids.
AUGGCCUCCCUUGAAUGUCUCCCCCAGGAGCUUUGGCAGGAUAUCUGUGGCUUCCUUGCGGAGGGAGGAGUCUCUGAGCUACGCAACUUUUCACGGGCGAGCAAGCGGUGUUGUGCUGCCGCUGACCCGAAACGAUUCCAACAUAUCCGCCUUGUCAUCUCGACCGAAUCAAGGCUGGAGCUAUGCCUGAAUCGCUGGGUUUCGUUACUGGGGCGAAGACAAAGUUACGGCUAUGUUCGUCGAGUUAGCAUUGGCUGCUAUUGCGCCGUCGAGUACAUGAAGCCGGGUGUCGAAAGUGCGGCAGAUAUUACUAGUUUCCGGUGUCAAUGCCCUAAGUCUCCUUCGGAAUACAACUCCAAGUACCCCCAAGAUGACUACUUUUACUGUCAUUAUGAUCCUAACCCUCUAACUCCAACUGAGCUUGACGACGAGGAUGACUUAUGGUGGUCAGUUGCGAUGUUUUUGAGCAAGCUCACCGGCCUAAGAGACAUCUUCUACUUCAGGCAGAAUCAGUUCCCCCGCUGUAUCUUGACGUUAUUGCGUCUAAAGCUUCGGAGAUGCAGGCUGCACAUUUGCCCUUUUAUUCUACACUAUAUGGUUCAUGACGAUGGAGAUAUAGAUGAGUACGGGUUCGUCUUUGCUAAGUUACCGAAUUUAUACAGCGUAUCCCUGGCGUGGCACUGGUCGCGUGAGAUGCUAGACUAUGGUGAUGAGAUUCCCCUACAACUCGUCGGAGAGCUCUCCCCUUCGAUCAGAGAGAUUAGUUUGGUCCGCGGAGUUCUCCCACUUCCGCAGGUAAUAAGCCCAGGGGAACACUCGCCAUGGCGACAUCGCUUUGAAGGCCGGCCACAGCCUGACGCUAUAAAGCCAAAGAGUCUCGAGAAGCUUGCAAUUUCGAAUUGCUACAUGGCGUCCUUGGACUUUGUUCAGGCCUGGAGCCGGUAUACUCUAUUUUCCAGCCUGCGUAGCCUCUUGCUCCCAGAGGGCGUUCCGUUGGAUACACUCAUCUGGUUAAGGGAGUGCCAAUUCCAGUCACUCGAGACCCUCGUAAUAUGCAUCUAUGGAGAGAAGUUCCUAGACGACGACGAAACACUUCAGCAGACGGAUGAAGCUGGGGCUGCCUUUCUCAAGAAGCUACUCCCGCUCAAAGAGUUGCAAAUAAACGGAUCGUUUGGACAGGGUACAUUUAAAGCUAUCUUAGAGCGCCACGGUACGGCUCUGCGGCAGCUUUCAUUCUCGUCUUGCUUCAACCUGGACAUGCCCAUUAUGACAGUGGACAUGAUUGACGGUAUUCGACUACGCUGCCAUGAGCUUCGGGUGCUCUCAUUGCCCAUUAAGCGCUCCCAGAGUGAUUCUCAAGAAGUCGACCAUUACAGGGCCCUGGGCAAGUUUACCCAACUGGAAGAGCUGGAUAUACAACUUGGCAACUCGGGCAAACACAGUCGACGCGAGUUCAUAUUUACCAACGCCUAUGUUCGCGCUAUGGUGGUAAACUAUGCCGUUGAUAGCUCCCUGGUUCGCUCCAUAGCUAAUAUCGUCGGCUCAGGAGAGAGUGCACUCAAAAGGCUCACGCUGAAGACUUGGGGCCUAGACACGUUUUCGGGGCUACCGCGUACUCGUAUUUCUUCGAAUUGCGUUCAAUUCCUCAUGAAUAUAGACAAAGGCUGGCGGUGUACUUGGUCGGGCGGCCACAGCGACGUGGUCGUAGAGGAUCUUGGUAUCAUAAAACGUAAGGGUAGGAGCAAGAUAGAGAUAGAUUACAUAGAAGGCGUUCUUCGAAGUAUCUGGCCGGAGAGCCGUGGGGAGAGGUGGUGGGAGGACUGGCAUAGCUUACCUCUCCAGCUUGAUUGA